AUGAGUACCACUGCCGCGGAACAGCCUGUUCUGGAGGUGCUCAAUCAAAAUGCGGAUAAACCGAAGAAAAAGUUCCAAGUUGUACCAGUCCCAGGAGAGUUCACUCGUGGGAGAUGGAAAGUGAUUGAUACCAGAUUCGGAUCUGCAAUGGGAAUAUUUGGAAACUAUCCACCGGAAGAUGAGUACAAAAUGAUUUCUGUGGUCCGGAACAAUGUGAUCACUGUGCGAAAAAAGUUCCGACGUCAUCCACCCCUUCCAGAAGACGCAACAACAAAAGAAGCAGACAGCAUUCGAGUUCUUCAAAAGAGCCAGCCACGCCUCGAUCAGGUUCCAGUCACCAACCAGAUUAAAAUUCUCAUCAUGGACCCGGAGACCGCGGCCGUCACUGCUCAAAAGCUAGCUGCCAAUGCAGUUGGGGUUACAGAAGUGGUGGGAACUUUCUUUAAAGACGGUAUUGUAAAAAUGAGAAGUUCGUUGAACUUAGAAAAAACAAUGGUUGCUCCAACGAGUGAUAUCACUUCAUCCAUGUCGUCUGUGACUCUUCUCGACACUGAUCCAGCCAAGAUGGACGAGACGGCAAAGCUGGCGAACGCAACCAGCAACACUGUGGUCGCUAUUGAUAACAAGAUUGUGCAGGCCAUGGAUUUGGUCAAAACUCAUCUCACUUUUGCUGUUCGUGAGGAGGUCGAGUGUUUGAGAUCUACUAUCACUGAUUUGGAGGAAAGACUCAACGCUCUUCGUGAGGAAAACCGUCUGUUGCGCGAAAAUGUCUCUCCAGACGUUUUGGCCUUCAUCACUGCCAACAAGCAAAUUGUCGAAUAA
Molecule: messenger RNA, 822 nt
Organism: Caenorhabditis briggsae
Lineage: Eukaryota; Metazoa; Nematoda; Chromadorea; Rhabditida; Rhabditidae
Exons: 6
Coding region: 1-822 (273 amino acids)
Biological process (GO): regulation of transcription by RNA polymerase II
Source: RefSeq, a predicted model, not a curated record